AACUCCCAAUUUACUUCCCCCUCGCUGUGGAUCUAUUAUUAGCUGAGAGGAGGCUUCCGCUAAAUCUCCAUUACUAGCUCACGCCCUGUGUUUUAUUAUCAAGAACCUUUAUCUCCUCCAUAUUUUUGGAUUUUAAGUGAUUCUUUUGUUUACUUUUGAUAUAUGAAUUCCAUAUCCGAGUUUGACUCUCGGGGAUUGCAUUUAAUUUAGGUUCUAGUCCACUCUCCACCGGACAAUGUGAGAGAUCAAUAGCUCGGUUCUGGAUCACUUGUUUACAUUGGCGACCACUGCAUGCAGUGAACUACCUGCAGUUUUAAUCUAAUUGUCCUGUGUCUGUUUUUAGAUUGUGCUUUUAAAGUAUUGAAGGUUUAGUAUAAGUUAUCCUGCCCAAAAGACAAAAUGGCAUCCGGGGAAGAGGACUACGAUAUUGAUGCUUUGACUGAGAAACUGAAGGCUUUUGCCAUGGCUCAGAUAAAGACCUCAGCCAAGAUGGACAGUAAAACAGUGGGAAAGGUGGCCAAGGAAUGCUGGCCCAAGCCCCUACAGACCCGGAUAGACUCCAGUGUGUUCCCCAAAGUUAUGGACAAAACUACCAAAUCCAUAAGUCUUGACAAUAAGGAUCAAAUCAGGAAGUUUAUAUCGGAAGCCGCCAUUCAGUACGAUGACGUCACCAAGAAAACCAAAGAAUUCAAGAAACAUGAGAAGUUUCUGGCAGAGAAGAUAAUAGGUUCUGGUACAGGAAUAAAGCAAACGGAAAUUUCUAAGACCGGGGGAGUUGACCGUAUGACGGAUACCUCCAAAUACACUGGGUCCCACAAGGAAAGGUUUGACGAAUCAGGAAAGGGCAAGGGCAAAGACGGCCGUGUAGAUAAGGUGGACGACUCGGGAUAUGUGGGCAAUUACAAAGACCAAGGCACUUACGACAAAAAACACUGAUCUCGGGUGUCGCCCUGCGUGUCUUAUUUUCUCUCUUUUAUAUCUAAUGUUUGAUGUAUAUUUCUUAUAAUUUUUCAUACACUGUAUGUAGAUUUUUCUUAUCAUGUAGAUGUUAAGCAAUGUUGUACUAACUUUAGAUUUUGAAUUUUUUUUAUAUCUAUACAAUCUAUAUUAGUUAAAGGUAAUAGGAGUACAAUUAAGUGAAUGAAUUUAUACUCGUAUAAAUUGUUUUUGUGCAAUAAGAUUCUCUUGAGCUGAAGAAAUCGAAUGGCAAUAAUCAAAAUCAAAACGUGCUAGAGCAGGUCGUAAGACUCGUUUGAAAAAAAAUAAAACAUGGAAAUAAAAUGGCACAUUUAUA
Molecule: messenger RNA, 1294 nt
Organism: Saccostrea cuccullata (small rock oyster)
Lineage: Eukaryota; Metazoa; Mollusca; Bivalvia; Ostreida; Ostreidae
Product: tubulin polymerization-promoting protein family member 3-like
Exons: 4
Coding region: 400-936 (178 amino acids)
Biological process (GO): microtubule bundle formation; microtubule polymerization; positive regulation of protein polymerization
Cellular component (GO): microtubule
Molecular function (GO): tubulin binding
Source: RefSeq, a predicted model, not a curated record